UUUAAACCUCUGCGCAUGAGCGUUUCAAUCACCCCGCCUCAGGGACCACAUUUGAACCGCGCAUGCGCACUAAACCUAUUUUUUUGCAUAUCGGCAGCAGCGAAAAUGGCGUCGGCUACAAAUUACAGUGGAUACAGUCAGGCUGGUGCUCAGCAAGCGUACGGCUCGUAUGCAGCCCAGCCCGCUCAAGGAUACGGACAAACAGCACAGCAGGGAUACACUCAGCAGGACUACAGUUCAUAUGGCCAACCCGCUGCCACUGACUCUACGUACCAAGCAGCCCCCUCUGCUGGAGGAUACACACAACAGCAGUACGCAGCCGCGUAUGGACAGUCUACUGCUCCAGCUGCUUACGGCACUGCUCAGGCCGGAGCUCAGGGCUACACUCAGCCAGCCACUCAAGCCUAUGGGACGAGCAGCUACGCCAGCACCACGGCCGCACCUCCCGCCUCUCCGGCAUCGUACGCUGCACAGCCGGGAUACACCGCUCCGACUGCUUAUGCAGGGUACGGCCAGCAGGCCGCCUCGGCUACGCAGAGCUACAAUGCUAGCGCUGCGCCCACCUACUCCCAGGGGGGCUACCAGGCGCAGCAGGCGGCCUACGGGGGGCAGCAGCAGGCCGGCUACGCUCAGGGCCCGCCCCAACAGCCUCCUUCUGCAGGCUACCCUCCUCCAGCUAACGGUUCCUACUCUCAGUCUCAGUACAGCCAGCCCGGGGCUCCUCAGAGCGCCUAUGACCAGUCCGGAGCCUACGGUGGUUACGGUCAGGGAGGGGCGAGCGGGGGAUACGGUGGCCCUCAGCCGCCACAGCGCGGAGGUUACCAAGGGAACGGCUACGAAAGAAUGAGAGGUGGACCCAGAGGUCGCGGCCUCAUGGGUCGGGGCAUGGGCAUGGCUGGAGACAGAGGUGGCUUCAGUAAGCCUGGUGGACCAAUGAGGGAUGGAAUGGAGGGACAUCCAGGAGAGCAGGAUGAGUCCGAGAACAGCACCAUCUACAUCACGGGACUGACGGAGAAGGUCACGCUUCCCGACAUGGCCGAUUUCUUUAAACACAGCGGAACGAUAAGGAUAAACCGGCGCCUGAACCAGCCGGCCAUCAACAUUUACACCGAUAAAGAUUCUGGCAAACCCAAGGGAGACGCCACCCUGUCCUACGAUGAGCCGUCCUGCGCCCGAGCUGCCGUGGAGCAUUUUAACGGUAAGGAGUUCCAGGGCCGGAGGCUGAACGUGUCGAUGGCACGCAGGAAAACCGCUCCAGGACUCAUGAGGGGGGGCAUGUCUAUGAGAGGAGGACCAAUGGAUCGUGGAGGUAUGAUGGGGCGGGGCGGAGACAGAGGCGGGUUUCCUCCCCGUGGAGGUCCUCGUGGCGCCAUGGCCUGGGGAGGACCACCGGGACCCGGCAACGUCCCGAAGAGAGCAGGGGACUGGGAGUGUCCUAACCCUGGCUGUGGAAACCAGAACUUCGCCUGGAGGACCGAGUGUAACCAGUGCAAAGCUCCAAGGCCUGAGGGUGUGCUGCCUCCUCCAGGUGGAGAGCGGGGCCGAGGGGACGGGAUGUUCCGUGGAGGCAGAGGGAUUGAGCGCGGUGGCCCAGGGGGAAUGCGUGGAGGCUGGGGGGGAGAACCUGGAGGCUUCAGGGGCGGCCGAGGAGGAAUGGACCGAGGAGGGUUUAGAGGAGGAAGCCGUGGAGGACCUCAGAUGGACCGCGGGGCGAGGAGAGGAAUGGGACCGGGGAAGAUGGACAUGAGAGAUCAGCGUCAGGAUCGCAGAGAGAGACCGUACUGAAGCGUUUCACACAUCCACAGUGAUGAACCUGUAAAAGCUUUUUUAGAAGGUCUUUUUAAUUCCAAGUACAUAUUUAUACCUGGCACAUACACACCCACCCGUGGGCCUUAAUUAUUACCUUCCAUUUAGGACUUCAGGUUAAUCCAUUAGAUUUGUUCCCCCGUUCACUUCUUCCUUCCUGCUCGAUUCUAAAUCACUCUUCGUUUCUUCUUUAUCCAGUUUAUUUUGUAUCGUUACAUCACUUCCUCUCUAUGCAGUUAUGUACUCAUUAUUUUUUAAAGAAAUAAACUUCAACUGGAUUGACUUUUAA
Clarias gariepinus (North African catfish) is the source of this 2095-nucleotide messenger RNA. RefSeq names its product EWS RNA-binding protein 1b (gene ewsr1b). The transcript has 16 exons. Bases 16 to 1785 code for a protein of 589 amino acids. NCBI's taxonomy places the organism in Eukaryota, Metazoa, Chordata, Actinopteri, Siluriformes, Clariidae. Gene Ontology annotation, biological process: regulation of DNA-templated transcription. Gene Ontology annotation, cellular component: nucleus. Gene Ontology annotation, molecular function: RNA binding; transcription coregulator activity. The record is from RefSeq and is a predicted model, not a curated record.